CAAGGAAGUGAGUUGCAAAAUGGACGCAAAUAUUUUAAUGUGUAUGUUCUUUAUCCAUGUUAUCACUGGUGGAUUAUCAGAUGCAAUAAAUCUGACCUCAUCAUCUGGUAUUGCUUCUGUUGGUGUUGACUUCACGCUAUCCUGUAAAUCGAAUGUACUCAGUAUUGUUUUCAAUAGAGGUAGUAAACCUGAAUGUAUAAUAACAGGUGCUAAUCCAGAUGGUACUUGUACUUUCUUUGGCGACUACAACAAGAGUUACAAAUACCGAUGUGAUAAUAGUGCGGGUGUGUACAACCUGACAAUACCAAGCUCAGUUGACAUUGACACUUUACAUGGAAGUGAAUGGCGAUGUAGCGCACCAUCAAUACCCGCAAAUUCACCAGUUUUUACGCUUAUUGUGUACGUGCCAGUUACACAAGUAUACAUUGCAACAAAGCCAAUUGAUGAUAAUUCACCAGGUAUUAUAGUUAGCAGGAGUAAAACCUUCACUUGCACAACAAAUGCUGGUAGACCGUCAUCAAGUAUACAGUGGUAUAAAUCUACAGAAAACAUUACGGGUUUAUCUACUCCUCAGGCCGAUACUAAUGGCAACGGUGGUAAACUUAUAUCAUCUAGUGAACUGACGUACACUGGAAUCAAAUCAGACGACGGGAAAGUAAUAUACUGUACAGCUGUGAAUGGUAUGAAUCCAAUGGUCAGAUCAGAAAACAAAUCCAUUGUCAUCUGGUAUGGGCCUAGCAGUGUAACCUUCUCCCCACUAGCACAAAUAUAUACAGUUAAUGAGUCAACAGGUAGUGUUGGGCCAGUUACUUGUCAAGCCCAUGACUGCAAACCUGAAUGCAAAGUUAGAUGGAUAGGACAAACAUUUACUGGUGAUACCUCCAUGACCUCAUCUGUAUUAAACCUGCGAAACAUGUUCAGGAACCAGACAGGAAACUUUUUUUGCAGUGCAUCAAAUCAGGCCUGGAACAAGACAUCUAUUUACAUUAGUGUUAUUGUCAAUUAUCGUCCAACCAAGGUCCACUUAACCCCAUCAAGUCAGGUAUACACUGUUCAAGAGACCACAGAUAGCGUUGGACCAAUUAGUUGUACAGCUGAUUGUAAACCUGAAUGUAGAAUGACAUGGAAUGGACCUAAUAUUCCUGAUGGUACCACAUCUGUCUUGAAUUUACAGAACAUCGAUAGAAACCAGGCAGGAGACUACCGGUGUAUGGCUAAAAAUAUUAUUGGCAGUGAAAUGUCUGUUAUAGUGAAUAUAAUGGUUAUGUACGGACCAGGACAGGUUAACAUUGAGCCAAACACACUGGUAUACACGGUAACAGAGACAACAGGAGAUAUUGGUCCUAUCACAUGCACAGCUGAAUGCAAUCCUAACUGUUCAAUGUCAUGGACAGGACCAACUAUUCGUAGUGGAGCUUUAUCCGUGCUUCAUCUACGGAACAUUGACCGUAAUCAAGUAGGGAGUUAUAUGUGUACGGCGACAAAUAUUUACGGGAGUAAGACAUCUUCAACUGUCAAUGUUAUUGUUGAGUACGGUCCAAGGAAAGUUAACAUAAUACCUUUAAAACAGAACUUCACAGCUAUAGAGACAGUUGGAAAUAUUGGUCCCAUUAACUGUACAGCUGAUUGUAAACCUGAAUGUACUAUGACAUGGAAUGGACCUAAUCUCCCAAAAAGCAUUACAUCUGUACUAUACCUGCAGAACAUCAACAAAACCCAAGCCGGAAAGUAUUCAUGCAUUGCUUCAAAUAGUGUUAGUAGUCUGGCAUCUGGUCAUAUUAACGUUAUCGUUCAUUAUGGCCCUGCCGUUGUUGAUAUUUCACCUCAAACACAGUUUCACAUAGUAAACGAAACUGACAGAGUGACAAAUAUAAUAUGCACAGCAGAUUGUAACCCCAGAUGUAUGUUGACAUGGACAGGACCUAAUUUGCCUGCCAAGCUUUCUGGUUAUGCGUCAUCUAUGCUGAAUAUUCCCAAUAUUGACAGGAACCAAUCAGGAACGUACAAAUGUAAUGCUUUGAAUAGUGUUGGUAGCAAGAUAUCAUUACAUAUAAAUAUUAGUGUGAACUUUCUACCAGCAGUGAAUACUAUUUUUGGAAGCAGAUCAUUUCAUGAAAACGACACUGCUGUAUUUUCAUGCAAUGUGAAGAGUGUACCAUCUUCGAACAUAACAUGGUUUUUUGGGGAACAGAUCCUUGGAAAAACUCAUAUGAUUUUUAUUCACGAUAUACGGGAACAAAACAUCAAUGUCCAAGUUAGUACACUGACUAUCAGUCAAAUUGGAUGCUUAUCAAUGGGGAAAUAUACUUGUGCUGCUAACAAUAUCAUCGGUGAAGAUACGAAGAAAAUUGACAUCGACGUAAGAUGUUCUCCAAGAGUAAAUUCAAUAGAGUAUAAUGUUACAAAAUUGAUUGCAGUCAAAGACAAAGAGCCUUUAAAUAUAACGGUCCCAAUAAUUGCAUACCCUACACCUUAUAUUUAUUGGACUUUAAUAAAUAAUAAAACGUCUGUUAAUAUAACACUAAAAACUUCAAACAGUGUUAUCAACAAUAGAGUAUUUUCUAGUCUGUAUUUAGAAAAUGUAAUCGAGAAAGAUUUUGGACAUUAUUACAUUUAUGCCGGCAAUGGAAUUGGUAGUAGAAAAGAUUAUAUAUAUUCCGUCGAAGUAAUUCCUAAAAGGGAGCCCAUGCCACCAUUUUUAUAUAUCGUUUGCAAGUCCACAACAGCCACAAUAAUAUGGAAACCUGGGUUCAAUGGAGACAGUUCUGACAGAUUUUAUGUAAUGUAUUCCGAAAAAGGACAGAAAGUUAUAACAAAACAGGUAGAUCUAAAUGAACGGGAAGAAUCCUCAGUAUCUACGGUAACUGAAUUAAAACCGGCUAUGGAAUAUAACUUCGCUAUAGUUGCUGAAAAUCAGUUUGGACAGUCCAGCUCUCGCACAGUAAUAUGCAUAACUGAUGCUGGUAAGGUAUAA
Messenger RNA from Mytilus trossulus (common blue mussel), 2974 nucleotides. Its product is annotated as hemicentin-1-like. The coding region runs from base 20 to 2974 and encodes 984 amino acids. Gene Ontology annotation, biological process: cell-cell adhesion. Gene Ontology annotation, cellular component: plasma membrane; cell-cell junction. The transcript has 11 exons. Gene Ontology annotation, molecular function: cell adhesion molecule binding. The record is from RefSeq and is a predicted model, not a curated record. NCBI's taxonomy places the organism in Eukaryota, Metazoa, Mollusca, Bivalvia, Mytilida, Mytilidae.